Linnemannia hyalina is the source of this 1851-nucleotide messenger RNA. NCBI's taxonomy places the organism in Eukaryota, Fungi, Mortierellomycota, Mortierellomycetes, Mortierellales, Mortierellaceae. The record is from the annotation of a GenBank genome assembly.
AUGCUGCGGCCGAUAAAGUCUCUUACUGCACUGCUCGUCGGCUGCCUCUUCCUCUUCACCUUCAUCCUCAUCUCCACCACAUCCACCUCUCAACACAGCUACUACAGCCCUCGUCGUCCUUCCUCUCUCAGAGCAAGCCUCAACAGCGACGCAUCCUGUGGAUCCUCUUCUUCUUCUUCUUCUUCGUCAACACCAGUUUCUGUUGAUAACGGCCUUCCAAAGAAGCAAGGAGGGCGCCCUGUCCCGACCAAGGUCACUCGUCAAGUCAGGCCCCUAGCCAUCCUUAUCGCACCCACCCCUCUUGGAAGAGAUCGGUCAUCCAAUGUCGUCAACAUCAAUUACAACCAGGAACAGGAAGAGGAAGAGCGGUACCUGAUGUACGUCCCCUACGCAGGAGUCACCAACCAACUCAUCUCGAUCUGGCACGGAUCCCUGAUCGCCAAGGCUCUGAAUCGGACCUUGCUUAUCCCUAACCUGAGCCCAAACGUCCACGUCGAAUCUUCUGGAGGACAACAGCAGCAGCAGGAGCCCACAACAACGAAAUGGUCAGAGUUUUUUGAUCUGGACGAGUACGCGCGUAGAACUGGGGUGAAGAUCGAGGAGCUGGAUAACUUUUUGGAGCGGAGGGGGAUUGUUGAUCAGGCUACUGUUCACCCGGCGGUUGAUGCUGCUAUCACAAAGGUCCGGGAGGAGGGUCGGUUGAAGAGGAGGAGCUUGAAGAUGAUGAUGAAGAAGCGGUCGGAGGACUUGGCGGAGCCUGGAAAUCCUCAUGCUGAUAGAGAGGACAAGGGAACUGAGCAGGAGAGUCAAAAGAGGCAGAAGAAGACGAGAAGGGCUCACAAGAAGCGAUGGAUCCAGUUCGAGUCCCUUGUCCAGCAGAGCAACCCCAUCGUCUCCAAAUCGUCAUCGUCCUCCUCCUCCUCCGCAGCAGCAGCAGCAACAGAAGCAGCAGGAUUUCAGGAACCGGAAUCAAACCAACCCUUCAAAGCACCAACCGUGAUUACCUCCACAAAGAAAACAACCGUCCGCCCGAUUCGCUUCCCGACAGUCCAGAAAUGCUUCAGCGAAGCCGGCUAUGGGACCGACCGCAGGAUCGACAUGACAGGCCGUCGCUUCAUGCAACGCUACAAUAUCGACUCUACACUCACACCCACACCCUUCCUGGACCCUCUUCGGGAUAACAGUUCGAUCUGGUCACGGUGGAGGAUGGAUAAAGUCAUUGAACGGUAUCAACAGCCUCAGUACGCCCAGGAGGAGAUUCUGUGUCUGGGACAUGUUUAUCGGUUGUUGCCCGGAGGGAACAACAGGGUUUGGACAGAGUUUGGUCAGUACUUUCGCUAUACUGAGAGGGUCCAGGAUUUUGUUGAUCAGAUCUUGGAGGAGCUCUUACCCAAGGAUCAGGACCAAGCCCAAGAACAGAAACAAAAGCACAAAGUGCAGCCGUUUGUGGGACUCCACCUGCGAAGAGGCGACUUUUACCGCCACUGCCUCGGAAUCACAUCCCCCGCAGAUCCUAACGGCUGGAACCGGUGCUACCCCUCGACCGAUCACAUCAUCUCCCUCCUCGACUCUCCCCCCACCGCUUCAACCAAGAAACUCCCAGUCCUAGUCCUGACAAACGAACACGACCCCAAGGAGCUCGCAAAAGCCGAUGCCCAGCACUGGAUCCGCGUCGAUCACGCAAAACUCGGAACGAUCGAAAAAUUCGGCCGGUACGGGCCGAUUCUGAUGGAUGGCGCACUGCUGGCGAGGGCCUCGUUGCUGGUGGGAGUUGAGUACUCGACGUACUUUAGGACCGCUAGUAAACGUGCCGAGACUUGGUAUCGUGGCCAGACUCUCUUUGUCACCUAG